GCCGCCGGCCUGUGCGGGGCCGGCUGGGGUGAGUGGCACCCGUUGAAUCAUCCCCCACACACCCCUCCUUGGGGACCUGACCUGUCCACCCCAGUCCGAGUCCAUGAGAUGUUUAAGGAAGAAAUCUCUAAGCGUUUCAAGUCCCACACUGACCAACUUGUGUUGAUAUUUGCUGGGAAAAUAUUAAAAGACCAAGAUACUCUAACCCAGCAUGGGAUUCAUGAUGGACUUACUGUUCACCUUGUUAUCAAAACACAAAACAGAUCACAAGAUCAUCCAGCUCAGCAGACAAGCAGCACUGGGAGUACUGCUACCACAUCUGCAUCGAGUAGUAGUACCUCAACACCAGCCUCAGCAAACAGCAACCCUUAUGGUCUGGGUGGCCUUGGAGGACUUGCAGGUCUGAGUAGCCUGGGACUUAAUACAUCUAACUUUUCAGAAUUACAAAGUCAGAUGCAGCGGCAGCUCAUGUCCAACCCAGAAAUGAUGGUUCAGAUAAUGGAAAAUCCCUUUGUUCAGAGCAUGCUUUCUAAUCCAGAUCUGAUGAGGCAAUUAAUUAUGGCCAAUCCUCAAAUGCAGCAAUUGAUACAGAGAAAUCCAGAGAUCAGUCACAUGCUGAAUAAUCCAGAUAUCAUGAGACAGACACUAGAACUUGCCAGAAACCCAGCGAUGAUGCAAGAAAUGAUGAGAAACCAGGACCGAGCCUUGAGCAACCUUGAAAGCAUACCAGGUGGAUACAAUGCUUUGCGACGCAUGUACACAGAUAUUCAGGAGCCAAUGUUGAACGCAGCUCAAGAACAGUUUGGAGGUAACCCAUUUGCUUCUUUAGUAAGCAAUGCAUCUUCAGGUGGGGAAAGCCAACCAUCUCGCACAGAAAAUAGAGACCCUCUCCCAAAUCCUUGGGCUCCUCCAUCUAGUUCCCAGAGUUCUACAACCAGCACCAGUACCAGGGGUGAAAGUGGUGGCAGUAGUAAUGUUGGAAGUAGUACCGCUGGCAGUACAGGACAGAGCUCAACCAUACCGAAUUUGGGACCUGGAUUAGGAGCUGGCAUGUUCAACACACCAGGGAUGCAGAGCUUAUUGCAACAGAUUACAGAAAACCCGCAGCUAAUGCAGAACAUGCUGUCUGCACCCUAUAUGAGGAGCAUGAUGCAGUCACUAAGCCAGAACCCUGAUCUUGCUGCACAGAUGAUGCUGAACAAUCCUUUAUUUGCUGGAAACCCUCAGCUUCAAGAACAAAUGAGACAACAGCUUCCAACUUUCCUUCAGCAAAUGCAGAAUCCUGACACGUUAUCAGCAAUGUCAAAUCCUAGAGCAAUGCAAGCUUUGUUACAAAUUCAGCAAGGCUUACAAACAUUGGCAACAGAAGCACCAGGACUUAUACCAGGGUUUACUCCUGGUUUAGGUGGAUUAGGAAGCACUGGAGGGCCUACAGGGACAAGUGUAUCCAGCUCUGUUCCCAGUGAAAAUACAAGUCCAGCUUCAGGAGUUGCUGAGCCUGGUCACCAACAAUUUGUUCAGCAGAUGUUGCAGGCACUUGCUGGUGCAAAUGCUCAGCAGUUACAAAAUCCAGAAGUCCGAUUUCAGCAACAACUGGAGCAGCUCAGUGCAAUGGGCUUUUUGAAUCGCGAAGCAAAUUUACAAGCUCUAAUAGCAACCGGAGGAGAUAUCAAUGCAGCUAUUGAAAGGCUACUGGGCUCCCAACCAUCAUAGCAACAUUUCCUUAACUUGAAAAAUGUAAUUUAUUUUUGAUAACAGCUCUUAAAUCUUUAAAAUACUUGCUUUAUUUCAUUCUGACUCUUGGGAUUGUCUUGUUAUAACUAAAAGCAGUCUGAUGCAUUUUAAGGUGGAGUGCAGUAGUUUUCUUCGAACAGUGGGAAUCAAUGCUUUUCACUCAGAGUUGUUGCAUGCAUCACAUUUCUCUUCGUUCUGCAUUUAUUGUGAUUUUUUUGAAACGGAUAUCAGCUUUCACAAUGGGGUAAACAGGUUCUGUCUGACCUACAACUGUCCAGUUUCUUUACUACUUAAACAUUAGCCUUCAGUAGUAAUUUAUGUAGAAUAAAAAUUAAAAAGGAGACACAUGAAGCUAUAAUUUGUGGGUUCCAAUACUGCUUAUUGUGACUUCGGCAUGUAUUUUUUUGCUAGCAAAAUGCUGUAAGAUUUAUACCACUCGAGUUACCUACCAUUUUUGCUUUUAUUUGUAUAAAGUAUAAACACAAUAUACACCAUUGAAAAUGGCUCAUUUCUAGGAACUUACACAUUGCGAUAGAAUGAAACGAUAAGUAACCAAAAAGCUACAGAACAAAUAAGUCAUAAGACACGUUUCUAGAGUAGAAUCUUUCAGUAUCUUUGGUAAACAUCUCUGCAAAAGUGCUUAGAUAAGUUCAUUUAAAAUAUACUAGAAUUGCUGAUCUGGUUAUCUCUAUACAUCUUAACUGUACAGAAACCUGCAUUGUUAUUAACAUUGCCUCAAUAUUCACAAGGAUUAAUUGGAAAUUACCUUAAUCUUUGUGCAAAUUGAAGAAACACUACGUGACGUCUGAAAAAGCUUCUGAGGCUUUUUGGCUAUCCCAUGUUGAAAUUCUAACAUGUAUUAUGAUUUGUAAUUGGAAACAUUACUUUCACUCAUUGUCAUGUGAUAUUCUGAUUACUUUUAACCACCAUGUAAAAAUACUGUAUAUCUUUUGAGUUUUUAUUGGUAGCUAUUUCUCUUGUGCACAGGUAAUAAAUGAAUUAAAAAUUCGUUGUG
Molecule: messenger RNA, 2749 nt
Organism: Alligator sinensis (Chinese alligator)
Lineage: Eukaryota; Metazoa; Chordata; Crocodylia; Alligatoridae
Gene: UBQLN1
Product: ubiquilin 1
Exons: 11
Coding region: 109-1713 (534 amino acids)
Biological process (GO): ubiquitin-dependent protein catabolic process
Cellular component (GO): cytosol
Molecular function (GO): polyubiquitin modification-dependent protein binding
Source: RefSeq, a predicted model, not a curated record